AUGUCCAAUGAUAGUUCUGGUGAUGUUUCAUUUAGUGAUUUAUUGAAAGGAUUGCCUCAUAGAUUAACCAGACAUGGCUCAGUAAUAUUAGCAGAGACCGGUGAAAGAACAAGGCGCUUCACGCUACCAGAUGUUGAUGUGGAUGACUUAGAAAGUCAGGCAUUAGUUUCAAGACCUCAAGGACAAUCAAGCGUUCUAUCUUCCAUAGGUCAUUAUUUGAUAUUAGCAAAAAAUUAUAUCCAUCAACAUCGUUUUGUCUUAAAAUGUUCAUUAGCAUACCUUUUAGCUUCGUUAGCUGUUUAUAAUACUGAAUUAUCAAGAAUUCUUGGGAAAAGUGACAACAAACAUGUUGUUGCUACUGUUGCAGUUUAUUUCCAUCCUUCAAGAACUUUUGGUUCAAUGCAUCAAAGUUUAAUAUUCACCAUCAUAUCAAUUUUGUUUAGUUUUUCGGUCUCACUUGUUUCAACAUCAAUAUCGAGUUAUUUUUACCGUGAAGGGCUGGAGUGGGUCAGCUCUAUAAUUAAUUUAUCUUUUGCAUCUGUUGCAUUGGGGUUCGUUUCAUAUAUGAAGCAGAAAAAGAACCAUCCUACUUUCAAUACUGCAUGUUCACUAGCUUCUAUCUCCAUUAUUUCUGCAAUAGUGAAAGAAGGUGCUCAAAACGGUGGUGAUAUUCCAUUUUAUAGAUUAUACAAUUUGUUCAAAAUUGUUUGUCUUGGUUCACUAAUUACAAUUCUUGUUUGUUAUUUGAUCAUUCCAACAUCUGCAACAAAGAAACUGAAAAAGGAUCUUAAUGAAAGUUGUUCGUUAAUGUCAUCUUAUUUAUCAAAAAUUGAAACAAGUUUCAUAUCUGGUGGUGAUGUUAACUCUAGCGAGAUUACAGCUCUUGGUUCCAAAAUUAAAAAGAAUACAACAAACUUGAAUGGCUCUUUAGAUGAAUCUAAACUUGAACUAUUUGUUAUUGGAAAAGAACAAGAGUUUCAUGUAUUGAGUAAGUUGGUUAGAUCUGCCCAACUUCUUGAAAGUCAAUUAGGUGGAUUAAAAGGUUCAGCUGAAAUGCAAUGGUCAACACUACAUGAAGAACAAAGUGAUAUUUCUAAUAAUCAGUCAACUGCAACAUCUGUUCGCACACUAAGUUCUGGAAGUGAAUCCGAUCAAGAAACAAACUUGGCAAUGAGUGAAUCUACAACAACUUUAGAUGAAAUGACAGCUAUCAAUCCUUCCCAAUUGUUUGAUUUGUUUAUUUACUACUUGGGUCCAUCUUUAAGAUCUUUUUCAUAUACAAUUCGUGGUGUUUUAGAUGGUAUGCCUUUUGAAGAGGCUAAAAAUUAUCCAACAAAAGAAACUUAUCAUUAUAAAAAUAGUUUAAGAUUAGCUAGAGAUUUAUUUGUUAAAAAACAUGAGAGAGCUAUUAUGAAACUAUAUGGCCAGAAAAUUUUCAAAGUUAAUACUACAAUUGAAACAAAAAUCGAUGAAGAGGAAGUGGCUGCUAGUUGUGGGAACUUUGCAUCGAUAUUAACUCAAUACUCUAAGGAAUUGGAUACUUUCAUUGAACUGUUGAGUGAAUAUAGUGAAUUGUUGGAAAAUAAUCCAAAAUCUUGGAGAUGGCUCAAGUUUUGGAAAAAGUCUGACAUUAAUGGUCAAGAUGAAAAACCAUUACCUGACCUGAACGUUGCUUUAGAAAAUUUAAACAAUACAUUACAACAAAGAACUCAAGGUACGGAUCAGAAGAAUACGUUUACCUAUAAACUUUGGAGCUUUUUCAGCUUUUUCAGAAGAGUGGAAGUCCAAUUUGGUAUAAGAGUUGGACUAGGUGCAUUUGUAUUAGCAUCAUUAGCAUAUUUACCUCAAACCAAGGAAUGGUUUAUGGAAUGGAGAGGUGAAUGGGCAUUGGUUACAUAUUCAAUCAUUAUGAAUAAAUCUUUAGGUGGUACAACUAUGACGAUCAAUUGGAGGUUUUUAGGUACAUUUUUAGGUGCUUUUGCUGCAUAUUCAAUAUGGACGUUAUCUGAUGGGGAUGUUUAUGCAUUAUGUUUCACAGGUUGGCUUAUUUCUGUUUUCUGUUUCAAUAUCAUUUUGAAUUGGAAGGAAAAUAAUGCAUAUGGAAGAUUCAUUUUAUUAACAUAUAAUAUCACAGCUUUGUACAGCUUUAACGUUACAAGAUCUGAAGAUCUGGAGGAAGGUGAUACAGAUCCAAUCAUUCGUGAUAUUGCUAUCCAUAGAUUUAUUGGUAUUGUGGCAGGUGUUAUUUGGGCUUUGAUCAUGACUGUUACGUUUUUACCAAUAACUGCAAGACAUAGAUUGAAGAGAGGGUUGUCUUUGCUUUGGUUGAGACUAGGUGUCAUUUGGAAUUCUGAUCCAUUGGGCUAUAAAGAUGAUAUAUUGGUGGGACUGGCUGAUCAAAGAGGGAUCAAUCAAGUUAUGAGAGAAUUAGAGUUACUUUUAAAGCAAGCACCAAAAGAAACGAGAUUGAAAGGGAAAUUUAGGCUAGAUAUCUAUAAGAAAUUGAUGAAAUCUACACAAAAGAUUAUUGAUUCAUUUCAAAAUAUGAAUACAAUGGUUGAAGUUGAACCAAGACUUUCCGAAAACGAGCUAAUCGUCUUGAAUUACACAGAGCAAGAAAGAGAAGAAUUACAAAAUAGGAUAUUCCUAAUAUUUUACAUGAUUUCGUCAUCAAUCACCUUGGGGUUCCCAUUACCUGCAAAACCUGCUUCAACUGAACAUGCCAAAGACAGAAUCAUGGUAAAACUUGGUGACAUUAGACAAAGAAAGUUAUUAUCCAAUGAAGAUUAUGUCUUGAUGUAUUCAUACGUCUUGGUUAGCAAUGUCAUCACAAAGGAAUUGAAUAAGGUAAUAAACUUGCUUGGUGAUUUAUAUGGCUUAGUUGAUGAGGAAACCUUUGAAAUAUAG
Molecule: messenger RNA, 2907 nt
Organism: Hansenula anomala
Lineage: Eukaryota; Fungi; Ascomycota; Saccharomycetes; Phaffomycetales; Wickerhamomycetaceae
Product: FUSC family protein
Exons: 1
Coding region: 1-2907 (968 amino acids)
Source: RefSeq, a predicted model, not a curated record